CACUGAGAAGCUGCAACCAAGGAGAAGCUGCAACCAAGUAAGAGCGAGGGGUCCGUACACUGUGCAGCCUCCUCCGUUCCCUGCUCCACUAUGCCUCUGUGGCCCUAAUUCUUAUGGUUUGGAAGCAGCCCAUGCAGAGGUACUGAAGAAGCAAUAUAGGAGAAUAGAGGAUGGAAGCCCUGGCAAUGUAUGAGUUUAAUGCCUCGGGGGAAGAUGAACUGAGCUUCAAAAAAGGGGAUGUGCUAAAGAUCUUAGGUUCUGACGAUAACUGGUAUAAAUCUGAACUCCAUGGAUCUGAGGGAUUUGUUCCCAAAAACUAUGUGGAAGUGCAUUUUCCCAGGUGGUACUGUGAGAACAUCUCCCGUGGAGAAGCUGAGAGUAUACUCAUAGGCAGAUAUGUGGGAGCGUUCAUCAUACGUGCCAGCCAGACUUCCAAAGGGCAAUUCUCUAUGUCGGUCAGGGAUGAAAAUGAUGUGCAGCAUUUCAAGGUCAUGAGGGACAACCGUGGCAACUAUUUCUUGUGGACAGAGAAGUUCAAGUCCCUGAACAAGUUAAUUGAGUACUACAAAAAUGCAUCUAUAUCACGACAAAAAGAGAUCUUCUUAAGGGAGGAAGGCUCAGAAGGACAGGAGAAACGGAUGGAAAAACAAGUAAGGGAUCCCAGAUCACCUGGUGGAGCGAGUGAAGGGAAAUUUAAGCCAGCGAGCUCACAGAGGAACUACCCAGAAACAUGGCCACCGAGAGAAAAUUCAGGAGGGGGCAAUAAGAAAUCCGCUAGUGUCCCCCCAGAGGGGUGGCACCAGAACCCUAUGGCACAAGCAAGUGGAGAAUGCAGCAAAAUCCCUUCUUCACACAAGGGGCCAAGCAACCCUCAGCGAGCACAGGCAUCCCCCACCCCACAAAGAAUACGAAUGGUAAAGGCUCUCUAUGAUUUCCAGGCCAUGGAGCCUGAUGAACUUGGCUUUAAGUAUAGUGACAUCAUCGAAGUACUGGACUGUUCUGAUAAAUCUUGGUGGAUGGGACGGUUGGGAGAAAGGGUGGGCCUUUUCCCAUCCAACUACGUGGCCCUCAUUGACCGAUGACAACAUUUGGAUACACAAACACAGACCAGUUGGGCGUAUCUUUAGGUUAACAAGAGAAUGAAUGCAGGCGUGGAGAAGAGAUUGGAUGAGAAGUGAAGCCACUUGGGUACCACCAGUAAUGAACUGCAACAGAUGUAAUGGCUGUCAUUCACUGAAAUACAAGUACUUUCCCAACCAAACUAUCAUCUGUACAUUUCCACAAAUAUUUAUAUUCCAUGUUAUUUUGUACAUUGUCAUUUUUGGUUACCUGGUUUGUUGUUGUUUCUAAAGAGAUGUUAUUACCAUA
Xenopus laevis (African clawed frog) is the source of this 1368-nucleotide messenger RNA. It is a transcript of the gene grap2.S, whose product is annotated as GRB2 related adaptor protein 2 S homeolog. Bases 171 to 1082 code for a protein of 303 amino acids. Lineage: Eukaryota; Metazoa; Chordata; Amphibia; Anura; Pipidae. The transcript has 8 exons. The record is from RefSeq and is a predicted model, not a curated record.